Messenger RNA from Malassezia sympodialis ATCC 42132, 657 nucleotides. RefSeq lists its product as uncharacterized. The coding region runs from base 1 to 657 and encodes 218 amino acids. The record is from RefSeq and is a predicted model, not a curated record. The transcript is spliced from 4 exons. Gene Ontology annotation, biological process: vacuolar transport. NCBI's taxonomy places the organism in Eukaryota, Fungi, Basidiomycota, Malasseziomycetes, Malasseziales, Malasseziaceae.
AUGAGCGGCCUGGAAAAGUCGCUAUUUCAGCUUAAAUUCACGGCCAAAUCGCUUCAGCGCCAGGCGAACAAGGCCAGCCGCGAUGAGGUGACGGAGAAGGCCAAGCUCAAAAAGGCCCUCGCUCAGGGCAACACGGAAGGCGCGCGGAUUUACGCGUCCAAUUCUAUUAGGAAAAAGAACGAAUCGCUGAAUCUCCUGCGGCUCAGCAGCCGCAUCGAUGCGGUGGCAAGUCGUGUGGAAACAGCUGUGUCCAUGCGCCAGGUAACGGGCAGCAUGUCGUCCGUUGUCAAAGGCCUCGACAAGGCGAUGCAGUCGAUGGACCUGGAGCGCGUGCGUACCGGUCGCUCACACCAGAUUUCGCUUGUGAUGGACAAAUUCGAGAACCAGCUCGAGGACGUUGACGUACAGACCUCCUAUAUGGAGACGACUAUGAACUCGACGACGGCCCAGGGCAUGCCACAGGACCAGGUUGACCUGCUUAUGCAGCAAGUUGCGGAUGAGAAUGGCAUUGAGGUCCAUCAGCAGCUAGGUGAGGCCGGUCUGGCCGGUAAGGUAUCAGAUCUGCCCGCUGAGAGGAUUGCACGCCGCGCUGCCCCCACAGCCGACCAGGACGAGGCGCUGGCGCAACGGCUGCGCGCGCUGCGGCCAGCGACCUAG